AUGCAACGGUUCUCCGUCGUGCGCCCCGGGCUCAGCGUGCUGGGGGCCUGCUACACGUUCAUCGGAGACGGCGACCUGUCCCCUGUCGUGCGCUUGCCUGGAGAUGUUCUCGGUGAGCUCGCAGUUGCUGCAGGGCUCGUCUUCCUCGGCGAAGUGGACCUGUGCCGCGUGCCGUCCGACGUCGCCUUCACGACCGACAGCUCGCUGCGAGGCUACGCCGUCUGCGAAGCCCGGCUGGAGCCCUGGGAGGCGCUGGCGGCCACCAGAUGGCGGGAGCGCCAGCGGUUCGUCGCCACCGAGCCCGAGGUCGCGCCCGACGACGAGCAGUACGAGGGGCGGGCCGCCGGCUUCUGCGACAUCUCCGAGCCACUGCCCGUCGAGCUGCCGCCCCGGCUGCGGCACGCCGUGGCCAAGAGGCGCCGGGUCGAGUUGGAGAUCGGCGUCCCGCCCGAGCCGUUGGCGGACGCUCUGCUGGACGCUGGCCGCUGGGUGGAGCGCCGCCGUGGCGCGUGGCGCCGGCCAGGGCGUAUCCACGCCCUCGAGGCGCGCGCCGCCGUCGCACCGCUAUGGAGAGCGGCAGGCGACGUCAACUUCCACGGGAAGGAGAUCCUCAGUCUGUGCGACAACAUGUCGUCGGUCCUCGCCUUUGAGAAGGGCAGGGCCACCAAUUUUGAGCUCCUGGCGCAGUGUCGCCGGGCUGCGGCCGUCUGCUUCGGGUGCGAGAUCCGCUGGCGCCCGAGGCACGUGCCUGGCAUCUACAACGUCGCGGACCACGGGAGCCGGGCGGCUGACCGGGGUGAGCUCCUCCCCGGACGCUACCGCGGACGAGGCGCCCUGUCGGCGCCCACCAGCGGCAGCCGCCGAAUUCCCGUGGUCCCGCCAGCCGCGGGCUGGGCCAAGGCCUCGCCGACCACGGCUACCGAGUUUGAGAUCGGACGAGAGCAGGCCGAGCUGCUGGGAGUAAAAGGCACCAAGAUGAAGUCUCGAGAGUACUCCCCAACGAGCGACCCCGACGAGAUCGACAUGAACAUGUUCGGAGCCUCCCUGUUGCACCCGAGCCUCCGGGAGUUCCUCUACGGGGCCCACAUGUACACCUUGGGGCACGCGAAGAUCCUCAACAGGACCCUCCUGAGCGCCCUCGGCCUCCUGCAGUUCUACAACGGGGCCCACCUGUACAUCUUGGACCACGCGAAGAGCCUCAACGGGCACUGGCUAAGCGCCCUCGGCCUCCUGAAGUUCCUCGACGGGCAUCUCGUUGAACAUUGGCUCAAAUCGGGAGAAGUCUGGUGGGUCCACCUGGGCCUGCCUUGCACGAGGUGGGUGCCCGUCGGGGGGGCGCGCGAUCCAUCGCCGGCGGACCGCACGCUCGUGGCAUUCACAGUCCGUGUCUUGCGGCUCUGCCGAACCCUGGGGAUCUUCGUCACUUUCGAGAACCCGCCUGCGAGCCGAGUCUGGAAGUGGCCCGCGUUGCAGCGCGAGCUGCAGCGCCUUGCCUGGCCGAAGGUGCUGUUCGACUCGUGCAGGUUCGGGGCGCCCUUCAAGAAGCCAGGUCCGGCAUCCGACGCGAGGCUGGACGUGGCGGACGACUCUGGCCGGGGCUUACCCACCCAGCUGGUGCCGCCUGCUGGCCUCGUUGGCCAGGGUGGGCCACCGCGCUCGACCCGCGCCCGCGCAGCCGCUGACGUGGCGGUUGCACCAGCGCCGGCGCAGCCGCGGUCGCACUGGCAGCCGCGGGCAACGGCUGGCGUCGGCGCCCGCGAGGCAGACGUCGAGGCAGGCGCCGACUCAGCCGUGCUGACGCCCAGGCGUGCAGGCCGGAGCCAACGUGACCCUGUCCCUCGUCCAGUGGCCGUGGCCGCCCGGCGCCGCCGAGCGCAGGCUGCCGCGCGUGGAGACGUCGCUGCUGGUCAGCGACAGGCCGCCCCUGGAGAGUACCUCCGCCUGGCCUCGCUGCGGCCAGCCACGGUCGACAGCUACGCGUCCGCCGUGAUCGAGCUGACCGACUACGCCAAUCGCCGGGGCUUGCUGCUGACCACGCCGGAGCUGGCAGACGAGACGCUCAACUUGUACUUCGAAGACUUGUUCUUUGCAGGUGAGCCCCAGUACCUGGCUCGAAACGCGUUGCAUGGGCUCUGCAAAGUUCGAGGAUGGUCUGCUAGCCGACCUCGCUUCCAUAAGGCCAAAGAUGCCCUGACUGGUUGGGCGGCGAAACUGCCGGCUACGCCACGAGAGCCGCCACCGUUCGAAGCCGUCCAGCUGACCUGUGCCGUGCUCGACAACGGGACCACGUCCGACCUGCUGGCGUGCCUGGCCUCCGUGACCGGGUUCGACAUGUACUUCCGGCCAGGCGAGUUGCUUGCCAUCAAGCCAGAGCACGUCUUCGGCUCUCGUACGUCUGGCAGGGCUUCUGACAUCACCGUCGUCGUAGCACCGCUUGGCGACGACAAGCCAGCCAAGAACAAAGAUUUCGACUGUACGGUGAAGGCCGGCACUGACCUGCCG
Prorocentrum cordatum is the source of this 2502-nucleotide messenger RNA. Lineage: Eukaryota; Dinophyceae; Prorocentrales; Prorocentraceae. The record is from the annotation of a GenBank genome assembly.